UAUUCAUACAAAUUCAUCAGACACGAGAGGUAUUUUGUGGGAAGAAAAAAAUAUCAGAAAGCUAUCGAAAGGUCAACUGGCAGGGAAGUCUUGCUAGCGAUGAUGUAAGAGUUUUCCUUUUGCGUCUCAGAUAUGCACAAGGUUCGGCCUGCGACGUGGACAUCUGGAUUUAAUGCGUACACCGUAGAUGUGCAUUUGCAGAUUGCGGAAGUAAUUCCACCCAACCUUACCUGCAAAAUGGCAAGAAUUUACGCGUGGCCAGUUUUACGCAUAUGCGCGAUGAUACACAUCAGUCUUGGGUUUAGUCAGAGCUGGGGUGAAUAUAUGACAUCACGUGACUUAGAAACACAUCAUGGGGCCUUUUCGUAUGCGCGUACAGGUAGACUCUAG
Messenger RNA from Periconia digitata, 390 nucleotides. Lineage: Eukaryota; Fungi; Ascomycota; Dothideomycetes; Pleosporales; Periconiaceae. The record is from the annotation of a GenBank genome assembly.